Messenger RNA from Hibiscus syriacus, 863 nucleotides. RefSeq names its product nascent polypeptide-associated complex subunit alpha-like protein 1. Lineage: Eukaryota; Viridiplantae; Streptophyta; Magnoliopsida; Malvales; Malvaceae. Gene Ontology annotation, biological process: protein targeting to membrane. The transcript has 4 exons. The record is from RefSeq and is a predicted model, not a curated record. Gene Ontology annotation, cellular component: cytoplasm; nascent polypeptide-associated complex. The coding region runs from base 63 to 692 and encodes 209 amino acids.
UGCUUGGGUUUUAGGGCUUUAUUUGUGUGGUUUAUUUCUUAUACUUCCGUCUCUGAAAAAAAAUGGCUGCCCAGACCGACAAAGAGAUCAAAGAGAUCGAAGAGAUCCUCGCCGCUCAUCUCGAACAACAAAAAAUGGAUUCCGAGCAACCUGUAGUUGAAGAUGAGGACAACGAAGAAGACGGCGAAGAGGAUGACGACAAUGAUGAAGAUGAUGCCGACUGCCAUCUUGAUGGAGAAGGAACUGGUAGGUCAAAGCAAAGCAGAAGCGAAAAGAAGAGUCGCAAAGCUAUGUUGAAGCUCGGGAUGAAACCAAUUCCAGGUGUUAGCCGAGUCACCGUCAAGAAGAGCAAAAAUGUCUUAUUUAUCAUUUCAAAGCCGGAUGUCUUCAAGAGCCCCACGUCAGAUACCUAUGUUAUCUUUGGAGAGGCUAAGAUUGAGGACUUGAGCUCACAAUUGCAGUCUCAGGCCGCCGAGCAAUUUAAGGCACCUGAUCUCAGCCACGUGGUAUCUAAACCUGAGUUGUCAUCAGGCUUGGCUCAGGACGACGAAGAAGUUGAUGAAACGGGAGUUGAGCCGAAGGACAUUGAGUUGGUGAUGACACAAGCGGGAGUCUCCAGGUCGCAGGCUGUCAAGGCGCUCAAGGCUGCCGAUGGGGAUAUUGUUUCAGCCAUAAUGGAGCUAACAACGUAAGAAGGGUGUUUGCUAGUGACGUGAUGGAUUAGGACACUAGUUUAUUUGGUUUCUGGUAGUUGGACAUCUUAUUUUCUUUCCUUCCAAAUUUUUCCUCAUUAUUUUUUCGAAUGUUAUCUUUUCUUGUUAUUUUUGUCGUAAAAACAAUAUGCAUGGAGUGAAUCUUUGAUA